AAGCCACGAGGCACCCCAGAGGCACUCUCAACGCUCAGUCGGUUCUUGUUGAGACCAAGAACCCUUCCUCUGUCUCUCACUUCCAUCCUGUCCUCAUAUAUUUUUUUUAAAUCUGCGUAUCGAUUUACACUGUGGAAUUCGUACGUGCGUUUGUUAAUUUCGACCUUACUGCUUGUGCAAAAUAAAAAGAUAUUUUGAUACAGGAAAGAGUCAAGGAGUUCUGAGGAUACUAAAAGAUCGCUACUAAGAAAUGUGGUGAGCCUUGGGGUACUCGACUCGCCAGGGCAUUGUACUACCCAACUCACUCCAGGACACAGUGGGAAGGGAAAAGGAGAGGUUCCAAGUUCUACUGCUGUCUUUUGGCCUGCUGUGAAGGAGAGCAUAGGACCCGUCCUCAUGCAGCAUUACAAGGACACAUUUAUUGACCUCAUGGGUGGCUCCAUGGGGGGUGUCGCGAGUGUGUAUGUUGGGCAGCCUCUGGAUACCGUCAAAGUCAAAAUGCAGACCUUUCCCAACCUCUACCGUGGCAUGGUAGGAUGUUUCUCGCAGACUCUGAAACGGGAUGGUGUCAGAGGUCUCUAUGCAGGCACAGUUCCCGCCCUUGCUGCAAAUAUUGCUGAAAAUUCAGUUCUUUUUGCGGCUUAUGGUGUUUGCCAGAAGGCUGUGGCAUAUUCUACUGGUGUGCAGAAAGUAGAGGACCUUUCGACAUUUGCAAAUGCAUCUGCUGGAUUCUUUGCAGCAUUUUUUUCCUCUCUAACCCUCUGUCCAACGGAACUGGUCAAGUGUCGCCUACAGGCUAUGCGGGAAAUGGCAACAAUACAGAAUAAGGAACCUGAAAGGCUAGGACCCUGGAAGCUCACGAGACAGAUUUUAAAGUCUGACGGUAUUCCAGGGCUCUUCCGAGGCCUAACCUCAACCUUCGCAAGAGAAAUGCCUGGUUAUUUCUUCUUCUUUGGAGGCUAUGAGGCCAGUCGAGCGCUCAUGACUCCUCCGGGGAAAACCAAAGAUGAAAUUGGUCCUCUAAAGACAAUGAUCUGUGGUGGCAUUGCGGGGGUUAUUCUUUGGACAGCCAUUUUCCCUACUGAUGUUGUAAAAUCAAGGAUACAAGUUGCAGGUUCAACUGAGCCAAUGAUAAAAGUUACAAAGCAGAUCUUGAGAACUGAAGGUGUGGCUGCUCUUUAUAAUGGGCUAGGUCCCACUGUGGUGAGAACGUUUCCUGCAACUGGAGCACUAUUCCUUGCAUAUGAAGGAACUAAGAAGGUCCUACACAAUCUAAUGGACUAAUAAGAUUAAUAAAAUGGUUGCUGCUGCUGAUGUUGAAGUAUUCAGAUUUUUCAGUGGUUGCCUGACUUAUUGGAAAUCCACUAUUUUGAUUUUUUAUAUUUUGUCAUUGUGAUUCUUAUGUUUUAUAAAGUUUAAGCUCAGGAUGUUUAUCAUGUAAAUGUAUUUGUAAAGCAAGUAUUGAAUAUAUGCCUGACUUUUUAUAAAGAAGCACAUUAUAUUUCUUGGACAUGUAUAGUGUUUUAUGAGAAUUUUUAUUCUUCUAUCUCAUGGAAUAGGAGCUUAACUUCUGGUGCUAAUUGUAAGAAUUCUUUGUGAAGGCAGUGCCUGCAGAUUGCACAUUAUAAAUUAAAGGAUUAAAAAAAAAUAGGUAAACAUUUUUACCGUCCACUUUGAUUAUGUUCUUUUAUGUAAUUGUAGAAUUUUAGUUUUGAUAACUGAUGCAUAAUUUCUGAUAAUCAAGUUAUUAAUAAGAGACUAUAUAUACUUCCACUUAUAUAAAGUCAUAUACAAAUUCUACCUAGUUUGUUACACUGAUCAGUAACUUUCCAAAUUAUUCGCCAUUUGUUAUAUGACGAAAUACUGAUGUUCAGUAACCUAGCAUACAUAGUUAUGCAGGGAAUUUGCUCAAAAAUAAAAAUAUUUCAGUGCCAAUAAUUCAUCAGGUAGUAAUCUGGUAAUGGGUAAUGAAUGUGAUAACUAAGAUUUGUGAAGAAUGUGAGGUAUUUUUCCCCUUAUUUUAUCUCUGAAACUGGAAUAUAAGAAGGUUUGUGUUAAACCCCUUCAUCCCAGAUAUUGUACCAGUAGGUUGUCAUGUCUCGCAAAGGGUUGUAUUUGUCACAACUUUUGACUAUGCUGAAUUCCUUGCAGUUUACAUCAUAUGGAAAUUAUUAUGAUGCUGUUAGACAAUGUUGCACAAAUUAUGUAAAGUAUGGCCAGUGUUUUUUUUUUUUUUCUUAUUAAAGUGUGUAAGUUUUUGAUGUUUUAAAUGAUAUAUAUACUGAUAACUUUUUUGUAUAAGAAUUGUAAAGUUUUAGACUGUUUUGAUAUCUAGUCAGUUUUUGAUAAAUAAAUCAAAUUGAUGUGA
Penaeus indicus is the source of this 2368-nucleotide messenger RNA. Its product is annotated as mitochondrial ornithine transporter 1-like. The transcript has 8 exons. Gene Ontology annotation, cellular component: mitochondrion. Gene Ontology annotation, biological process: mitochondrial L-ornithine transmembrane transport. The record is from RefSeq and is a predicted model, not a curated record. Bases 397 to 1284 code for a protein of 295 amino acids. Gene Ontology annotation, molecular function: L-ornithine transmembrane transporter activity. NCBI's taxonomy places the organism in Eukaryota, Metazoa, Arthropoda, Malacostraca, Decapoda, Penaeidae.